Astyanax mexicanus (Mexican tetra) is the source of this 3478-nucleotide messenger RNA. RefSeq names its product forkhead box protein N2. Gene Ontology annotation, cellular component: nucleus. NCBI's taxonomy places the organism in Eukaryota, Metazoa, Chordata, Actinopteri, Characiformes, Acestrorhamphidae. The record is from RefSeq and is a predicted model, not a curated record. The transcript is spliced from 6 exons. Gene Ontology annotation, biological process: regulation of DNA-templated transcription. Bases 208 to 1236 code for a protein of 342 amino acids. Gene Ontology annotation, molecular function: DNA-binding transcription factor activity; cis-regulatory region sequence-specific DNA binding.
AACGCGAGAAAGCGCAGGACGGAGAGAGAGAGCGUAACCCGAUGAGGAGCGCUGGUUUUACUGAUAUUCUAAUAUUACAGCUCAUUUUCUGCUGUUUCUCCUCAUUUCUUUAUCUGCAGGGCGGUGGAAUCCUCACAGCAGACUGUCAGUGAGCAGCUGAGGCCAGCAGCUGAAUGUGUGUACCUGUGCCCCAGAGUUUGGAGAGAGAUGGAGAACAAUACCCACACUCUACCAUCGCUUUCUCCUCUCCAUUCCCCAACAAACCCUUCCAAAGCUCUUUCACUGUCACCAUCUCUUCCUCAGCCCUCUGCUACUGUCCCUGCCUCACUGCCUCUCUCCCCCCUGUCGCCCAUCCUUAACUCUUCUGGAGGGCAUAACCAGCACUGCCUCAGUCCUUCAGGUCCGACUGACCAGGAUGACCUGACCUGCCUCAACUGGCUGCACCAGAGGAACCUACUGCCCCUGCAGCCAAUUCCCAAAAUCCCCACACUGCCUCAGUUAGAGUCACUGGACCCACUCCCCAUCCAGAAUCGACCUCCUUCCCCAGCCAAGCCUCCGUUUUCCUUCAGCAGUCUCAUCUUCAUGGCGAUUGAAGACUCUCCAGAUAAAAGGCUUCCAGUGAAAGGUAUCUACGAGUGGAUCGUCAACAACUUUCCCUACUACAGAACAGCCCCCAGCGGCUGGAGAAACUCCGUCCGACACAACCUGUCCCUCAGUAAGAGCUUUCGGAGGAUACACCGGGACAAGAGUCAAUCCGUUGGAAAGGGGUCACUAUGGUGCGUUUGUCCAGAAUUUCGUCCUGCUCUUUUGGAGGUACUUAAGAAAACCUAUUAUUGUCACAGUAGCAGCAGCAAUUUACUGAACAGCCGCACAUUGUUGGAGGCAGCUGAGUAUGGACAGACUGUUAUUAUGGACACUACAGAAAUUUCAGACCUGGAUUCGAAUAACCCACCUCUGUCCUCCGACCCAUCCUGCUCUUUGAUCCCUGAUCACGAGGAGCUGGUUGCCAUGGAGUCGGUGGAACUGGAAGAAGAAGCCUGUGAAGAGCCGGAGAAGGACCCGCUCGCAGACAGCGGCUACAUCGAGUUCCACUAUUACCAGUGUCAGCAGUACCAGUACCUGGUUCUACCAGGAGAUACGGAACUGGACCUGGAAACUGUUGAGAUCCUGCAGCUUGAUGCUGAGGCUCAGGAGGCUGCAGGAUCACUGCUGGACUUGGCAGGAGGAAAUCACUGAUCACUGAUCAGCCACUGUCAGCUAAGUAUAAACAUCUUAAUGGAGAGAUGAAUAGGAUCAACUGUCAUGCCUUUUACAUCAUUUCCUUUGCUUUUGUUACUGACUGUUUUUCUAAAGAAACUGCCUGAAUUUUAUGUUAUUAUAGUGUUAUAUAUGCGCAGCGUUUGCAGCUGUUACUGAACAAUAAUGGUUGGAGUGAUAUAACAGGUAACUUCAGGAGAAAAUGGAUUUGGCCAUACAGCUUUUAGGUAGUGUGUAUAGCAUGCACACAUGUAUAAGGUACAAGAAAUAAAAGAAAGACUAACAUAAAUUGCUUUGGGAUGACUGAGUUUUGCACAAUAAAAUGAUUAAAGAACAAAAAUAAGGCCGAGUGGUCCAGCGGUCUAAAGUGCUAUGAGCAGGAGGUUGCAGGUUCGAACCCCAGCUCAUGCAGCUUUGCCUUCAAACUUCCGGCGUUUAGAAGAAAGCACAAUUGGCCCUGCUUCCUCUGGAUGGGUAGAUGGCGCUCUCUCCCCACAUCACUCCUAUGGUGAUGUCUGCAGCACAGGGCAUCUGUGAGCUGAUGUACCGGAACCGAGUCUCUGCACUGUCCUCCAAGCGCGCUGUGAUGCUGCUCGGCAAUGCUGCAUCAGCAGCAGCUCGAAAAGAAUAGGUGGCUGACUUCACAUGUUACGGAGGAAGCAUGUGUUAGUCUUAGCCCUCCUGGUGUGUUGGGGCAUUACUAGUGAUAGGGGGAGUCCUAAUGAGUGGGUUGGGUAAUUGGCUGUGUAAAUUGGGGAGAAAAUGGGAAAAAUUAGAAAUAAAAUUAUAGUAAAGAACAAAAAUAAGCAACAUUAAUUAGUUGGUUUUAAACUGUUCCAGUACAUACUGUCCACAUAAGAAAAAUAAACUGCAGAACAGACGGUUUUCAAUUUAAUCUAUUUUUUGGUUUCACAAAUAUCCGCUCAGUACCAGUUAAAAGUUUGGACACAUCUUUUCUCAUUCAGUGUGCCUUUUUUCUUUUAUUGAUUUUGUACAUUGUUAAUUUAAUAUUGAAGACUAUAUUAAAGCUAUACAGGAACACAUGCAGAACUAUUCUGUAACAAAAAGUGUUAAACAAACCAGAAUAUAGAGUUUUAUACUUUAGAUUCUUCUAAGAAGCACAUUUAUCUUUGAAGCCAGAUCUGCACACUCUUGGUAUUUUAAUCUCAGUGUCUCUUCAUGAGGGAGAGUCACCUGGAAUAAUUUUCUCAGCGUCUUAAAGGAAGGAGUUCCUUGAGGUGCUGAACAAUAGUUGCUUCUUUUCCUUCACACUGUAAAGCUCCAGCUCAUCCCAAAUCAAAUCAAAUCACCAUCUCAGUUCAUCAGAUUUAGAUCAGGGGAUUAAUGUGGAGGAUUAACACUUUUUUACUAUGUAAUUCCAUAUGUGUUUCUUUAAUUGUUUUCAUGAAUUUAAUAUUAAUCUACAAAGUAGAUUAGAGGUAAAGAAAAAUAAAGAAAAAAUAAAUGCAAAAGUGUGUCCAAACUUUUGACUGAUAUUGUAUAUCUAUUCAUUUAGCCCACGGCACUACAGACCCCCUUUCCCCUUCAUACUAGACUUAUAAGUAGUGUUUCAGCUUGUACUUGUUUUUUGAACGAGGCACUGAACAAAACAGCCAAUAAGAACAAUAAUAAACAGUCAGUUACGAAUAGCACACUUAAAGGUACAUUAGCAGAAAACACCUGUUUUAUUAUAAAUGAUAAAACAAGGUUUGAAAAUGCUAUUCAAAACAUAAUACAAAUAAUAGAUUAGACCUAUUUUUUUCAUUAAAAAAACACCAAAAAUAAACUAUAAAAGUAAAAUAUAUAACAAGUGCCCUUUAACAACAACAGUAUCUUUAUAUCUUUGUUUAUUUAAUUGUGUAGACAGCACUGUUUAUUGUUAGAGAAUAGACUUAGUGCACUUCCAUUAAUAGAGAUAGAUCAUUAAUUUAAACAGAUUGUACUGAAUUCUUGAUUCAUGAACUCUGGAUGGUAUAGAUUAUAAUAUGUUGUAUUUGAAAUAAACUGCCAGCAGCUCCACAUCUUCUUUAGGAUGUGCAUAGAAAAUGUAAUGUCUAAUCUUUGUUUGAUUAUUAACAAGGUGCAGUUGAACUGUUUUAACAUUCACUUCUGUUCAUUUAGUUAAACUGUUUAGAAGUGUGUUGAGCAGUUUGAAUGAAAAUGCCCCCUCUUUGUGUUUAUAUGUAACGCACUUGGCAAUAAACUUCUGAAGUGAUGACCA